Seriola aureovittata is the source of this 10867-nucleotide messenger RNA. It is a transcript of the gene gpr139, whose product is annotated as G protein-coupled receptor 139. Gene Ontology annotation, cellular component: membrane. NCBI's taxonomy places the organism in Eukaryota, Metazoa, Chordata, Actinopteri, Carangiformes, Carangidae. Gene Ontology annotation, biological process: G protein-coupled receptor signaling pathway. Gene Ontology annotation, molecular function: G protein-coupled receptor activity. Bases 5531 to 6664 code for a protein of 377 amino acids. The transcript has 2 exons. The record is from RefSeq and is a predicted model, not a curated record.
GAAAACCAAUGAUACAUGCAGACACCCCAGUUAUUGUCCCCAGCUGUGUGAUGUGAUGGGAAUCAGGAACUCCUCUGAUUUGCACACUUGAUCAAACAAAACGGGAUGCUAUCUGCUGAGAUCAAUAAGAGAAGCCUAACUGCAAACAAACACACGCCAGUCUAGACAACAGCAAACAGCCAAUGUCCAAAUUGGGGCUCUACAUAAAUCGGCUAAAGCAGACAAGUGAAAAUCAAAGUGGACAGGAGGAUUAGAUGGAAAUUGUUGAGGAACUGAGAGCAGAGAUGCUGUGAAGUUUUGGGCAAAGUGCAGAAUAAGUAACAGUCAAAACAAACAACAGCCAACAACCAAAACAUUUAGAUCAUUCAGGAGGAGUUAUGAGUAAGUAUUUAGAGUUUUUGCAUAUUUCAUACAAAAAUGUAUUAGUGAUUCUUGGUAGCAAUGAUGCGCGCGCACACACAAAAUGAGUGGCCUAAACCAGGCUAUCAAGGCUAUGCUUUCCAAAACCAAAGUCGCUCCUCGGUGGCCUUAUUUCAAUGGGAUUGUUUGUGAGAGCAAUGUAAUUUGCAGACAGGGCCGUGGGGCUUUAGUCUCAGCUGCAGUCGUGUUAACUGUCUCCAUUUCCGAAGUCUAAUAACGGAGGUUUUAUAAGAGCCUGCUCAGACCAGCUGGUCCCUGGUGCUGGACAAGGGCAGGAACUGGACUGCCCAGUCCAGGGAGACUUACCCUGGGGUGGGGAGAGUGGAGAAAGAGCCUGUCCCAACCUGUAGAGCAGCAGUUAGAUAUGUAAAUUAGUAGGAUUGUGUUAAUUUCCCCUCUGAUUGUGUGUGUGGUCUGAGGUGAAAUCCAAAGUUGUUAAAAGUCCAUGCAUGUGUUCAUACGUGUGCAUGUUAUAUGUAGACUUUGUACAUGUACUGUAUGUGAGCAUGCCACUGUGUUCAGUACUGUACAUGCUGGCUUGCAAACAGAACAAGUACAAAGUUCCCUCAAUCAUCCAUCCAUCUUUCUCUCAGUAAUGUUUUAUUCAACGUCCCGCUCUUGUAUUGUCUCUCUCUCUCUCUCACUCUCUCUCUCUCUCGCUGUUGCUCCCAUUUCUUCCCACUCCUCAUUAUUCUUUGAAUGCUACCUCAAAAUUGAAAGAGAGCAGGAGGGAAAGAGCAGCACAGCUCUCACGUGUGACCUCGCUGACCCAGUCCGCUUCAAAUCCAGGGUCCAAUUUUACAGGCAGACUAAACAAACAGCUCAGCCAUCACAGAAGGCAUUCAUAAUUAAUGCCACCUGAUACUUGACAAGUUUCUGAUGGAUUUAACAGGCUGGAGACGAAAUCCCUGGGACUCCCUGUAUGCUGGAGUCUCGACAAGUCUCCGUGUUUCGUCACUUGUUUCCACGUUUUAGCCAUGUUGGCCGCAUGCAGUUAAGGUUGGCAAUGUUUAUCAGUCUAUUGAGCAUAACCUGACCCUUAGUCUUGUUCCCCAAUCAGUGCCAUUCUUAGUGUUACAUCCAGGUAUUCUCAUAUACAAGGAUCACACACAAUUAACUGCAGGAUUAAACAGCUUCAGUGCCACCUAGAUCUGCUUUGUUCUGCUUAGUAACAAACCAUUAAUGUGAACAUGGCACACAUACAAAUCAGUUAACAUUUCUGUGGUGUUUGAAGCAAUAACACGUGUUUGCUUUUGCACGUUUGUGCAUGUCCACAUGUGAUAGUUCAGUUCAGUGAGGACCUGACAGUGUGAGGUCCCCAGACAAUGUGUAAUGAUGAUGUAAUGGAUUAAUAACACACAAACACAGACACUCUUAGAUGCACGCGCACGCACACACACACACUAAUGACCUGCAUAGACCUUUCCUACCUCUGACCUCAUACAAACAUAUCACUGCAGGAAGUAAUGAGGUCAGGUGGAUGUAUGACCACAAUACAUAACAACCAUAACCUGCCCUGGUUUGGUUCUGAGGAGUGACAUCACAUUAUACUUGCACAUCAGAAAUACUCUCACAUAUGUACAGUAUCUGUUGCCCUAUAUUGAAUCCAGCUGCAAACAUCAACCUACGCACAACACAAUCAUGCUUAUAUCAAAGCACCAGUAGAUUGCGUGUAAUCGAGUUUGUGUGACAAGGACCUAUGAUGAUGAUGUAUUAAGUACUGGAGAACAGACAGGCACUAACCCUGUGGGGGUCUUUCACAGCUACGCUAGCUACUCUUGAAGAAUCACCGUCCUCUGUCCCACAUUUCUCCAUGAUCAAUUCACGUCAGCAGGCCAUAUUUUAUUUAACACUUAAUCGUGGCGCUCCCCUCCCUGCCGCCCCCGCAGCUCAUUUGUUCACAUGUAGGAGAAAAGAAUCAAGAGCAUGUGAUUGCCCCUUUUCUCGCCUAUCCUCACUCCUUUCCACUUUUCUUUCACUUUCCUCCUUCUGAUCCAAGAAGCAUUAUGCAGAAACAGGUCAGCCAUUAUUGGACAGUCUUGUUAUUAAUUCCUCUUUUCAUAUCUGAUGGGUAGAGGAGGCUUGGGAUGCUAUAGCUGAAGCUCCAAGCAGGUUUUUAGACGCUCCUGAUCUUCCUUUGUAAUCCUUCGCUUUCCACAAACUCAGUGACUCUAGAGUUCUUUUCUUCCAUAAAAUACCCCGUCUUUUUUCUCUUUCUUUGUGUAAAACUCUUAAAGCUGGUCUGCCCUAAGGUCCUUGUCGCAGCCACGUGUGCCACCUUUGAGAUGAUAUAUAAUAUCUCACUCAGCGAGCAGAGUAAAGCAGAGCACAGUGUGGUUCUGUUUGCUCAGACCUGUGGAGUGGUGGCUUAGGGCCUGAUUGUGCUGAAGAGGCACAGGGAGAGCAGACACAGCUGACAGCGCUUUAAAUGGACAUGAUGUUUCAAUGUACUCAUGCCAUACCUCUUCUGAUGUCGGCUUUCUACGCAUACAGCAACUCCAGAAGCCCAAAGGAGUUUAUAAAUCAUUCAUAGUGAGAAUAAUGGGUAAUAUCCAUUCACAGUAUCUACUACAUGCUGUAAAAACCAUAAUACCCCUCAUGGUUUGAAAGUUUUUCCUGAAUCAUAUCUAUGAUGAUAAACAAAAUUUCCUAUACUAAGAAAGAAGAACACAUAAGAAUACAGAAAGAAGUUUUGGGGGAGAAAAACACUGUAGUAGGUUAGAAGAUUGAUGUGCAAAACUAGCAAUACAACAGUGUAAAAAUACUCCACUACAAGUAAAAGUCCUGUAUAGUCAAGUAAAUGUACACAAGCAAAAUGUAAUUAAAAUAUCAAUAGUAAAGCAGAACAAUGGUUCCUGUGAGGGUUUUUUUUUUAUCAAGAAAUAACAUAAUAUCAUAGUUGAAUUAUUAUUACCGUAAGUAUGAGCAGCAUUUUAAUGCUGUAGCCAAUAGACAAGCUAAAUUGAAUUACUUUAUAUACUGUUGGUGAUUUUUAGAGAAAGCUGAGCCAUUAAAAUAAUACUGAACGGGAUAAUUAAAUAAGCAAAAGGCCAUUUUGGCCUAUAUAGUUUCCAGACAUUGGUGCCUUUGACCUUUUCUUUUAAACAUUUAAGUAGAGAAAAUUCAUUUUUACUGCAUUAUGCAAUUUGUUAUGAUUAUGAUAUUAUUAACUAUAAAUUCAAUAUGAUUGUUCCUCAAGAUGACUCCUGACCAGAUAGAUUUGAAAGAAAAUAAAUUUAUAUAUAUGGAUUUGGAGCUCAGCCCAACGUGCAAGGAAGGCUUGUAUUAAGUCACAAGCAUAAAAUAGACCAUUGCUGUUCACAUUUUCUGAGAGCUCCAGUGUGAUCAUUCAACUAUGGGAGGUUAUUUUCAAGUUUUAAAUGGUGCAAUUUGGUUGAGGAUGGAAAGGCAUUGAUCUUUAAUGAAUUUUACAUUGCAUCUGGAUUGAGAGAUAAUGAAAUUAAAAAAUGAUGCAUUAACAGCACCACAGACGUUAGCUGCAGAACCAGUGCUGAGGAUGCAAGAGCAUGUUGUAGCGUAGGGACCAGGAGUACAGAGAGCUGUGGAACAACCGCUUUAUGGGCCGUUAUAAGCAUAUACACCACCUUAAAGACAGUUUGAAAAGAAACUAGAGAGUACCUGGUCUAAGGUGUGAGCUGUAGAAUAUGUGGGCCCUUUAACGGAUUGAAUGAGGUUAAGAGUCUUUAAGAUCUUAAAAAACACCCUGUCGUAUUUAGGUAUGACAAUAGAUAAAAGCUCACAAAACAAACUAAAUUAUUAAAUAGGUCCCACAACUGCCUGCUAGUAUUGUGUGUUGAUUCCCCAAACAGUUUUGGCUACAUUGCUCUUACCCUUCAUUAGGAUGGUGAAAGCGUUGUACUGUAGCUGAAAAUGUUUGGGGAAUAAAUGUAAUUAUUACAAAAAUAUUAUUUUACGGACUUCGACAUUGAUUGUUCGUGUGCUUACAAUGGUUUGCAACCAUCUGUGUGUUUUCUUCGAAUUAGCUGUUACAUUUUGUAGCUUAAAUGAAUUGAAAAACUGGCAUAUGAAUCUAUAAAGAAAAUCAUUGUCAGCUGCAGCCCUGCUGCUGCAGUGUCAAAGCAAGUGAUAAACCAGAGACUGGAGUGUGUCUCAAAAAGGAAUAAUUGUGCUUUUCUGUGUCUGCCUUGUGCUCAUUAGCACAUCUUAGCUUGAGAUUCAGACAGUUCACACUGCAUGGCAAAUGAGAUCCCCCACUGGAACCCAAUCCCCCACUCCCACACACACCUACCACACGUCUCCAAUCACAUGUAUUCAUACUGUAUGUGAGGUUCAUGAUAUGCAAAUAUUCUUGUUAAUUUGUGCUAGAAUUCGCAGGCUUGUGCAUUCAUUUGUUGAUAUAUGGUCAAGAGCAAUAGUGAAGUGAGUGAAUAAAGACACUAAAGAGACACACCGACAACAUGGCAAGGGCAAACACACUGUCCUUUUUCACAGUCAGCUUAACGCUCCAUUUAUAUUUUCUCAUCCGUCUUCUCAUCGGUUUUAUUGGUUCAGUGUUGUUAAACGGGAACAUGUUACCCCUGUUUCUCUCUCUGGGUGUCCCUCCACCUUCCCUCAGCCUCCCUCCUGCUGCCUCCAGUCUCCAUCUCUCUCCCUCACUUUCUGCUCUCUACAGUACCCUUCCGCUCCAUCUACCUUCCUUCUUUCCCUCCCUCUUUCCUCCUUCCCCCGCUGCGCUCUCGACUCGCUCUCAUUCCCCCUCGCUCACACACUCAGGCAGCAUCCUCCCCUCUCCACUUCUACCUUCACACUCACCUCUCCGCGCCUCCCUCUCUGCUCCUCUCGCCUCCUUCCUUUCCGCCACAUCCUAACACAUAUCACCUCUCAUAUCUCCCUGUCUGUUGUCUCCCUCUCCAUCCACACUCUCUCCUCCAUCUAUUCCCAUUCCUCCCUCCUUCUCACACACUCAACCUUGCUGUCUCGCGCAAACGCACGCGUGUACACACUCAUGCUGAUUGGCACCCAAGGACAGAGCACCCUAUCUCCCAAACCGGCUACCAGGCAGUUUGCUUGCGUGGCCAGGCUUCUUGACACUGAGCACAGCUGAGGAAGAGGACGAGGACGGGGGGCCAUGGAACACAGCCACAUCUUCCCUGUUUUUUCCCCAAAUGGGAGCACCUGGAGCCCAGGGCAGCACCCCUCUGAGGUUGCACAGGGAUGCCCUCUCGGACCACUGCCUGUCAUCUACUACAGCGUCCUGCUCUGUCUCGGCCUGCCAGCUAAUAUCCUGACAGUGGUCAUCCUGUCCCAGCUGGUGCUGCGUCGUCAGAAGUCCUCCUACAACUAUCUCCUGGCUCUGGCAGCCGCCGACAUCCUAGUCCUACUCCUGAUUGUUUUUGUCGACUUUAUAUUGGAGGAUUUUAUUUUGGCCACGCCGCUGCCUCCUUCAUUAAACAGUGCAGUCCAGGUCCUGGAGUUCUCCUCCAUUCACACUUCCAUCUGGAUCACCGUGCCGCUCACCAUUGACCGCUACAUCGCUGUUUGCCAUCCACUGCGCUACCACACAGUCUCCUACCCAGCGCGCACACGAAGGGUGAUAUUUGCCGUGUAUAUUGGGUGCUUACUCUCUGCAGCUCCUUAUUAUUGGUGGCCUGAGCUGUGGCACAGCCUGCCAGGAAUGGGCAGUGGAGGAGGAGGAGGAGGGGAGAGCAACAGGAGAACCGUAGCCCAGCAUGUCCUGGUGUGGGCCCACUGUGCCACUGUCUACCUCCUCCCAUGCACCGUCUUCUUCUCCCUUAAUGCUGUUAUCGUGCGCAAACUACGCAGGCGCCGCAGCUGUUUCCGUCUCCGCGGCUACUCCACCGGCAAGACCACCGCCAUUCUCCUGGCCAUCACCUCCAUUUUUGCAGUUUUGUGGGCACCUCGCACCCUCAUGAUACUCUACCACUUCUACUCCCCUCCUCCAGCCUCACAAGGCGCCGGCCGACUGCUCCACAUGCUCACUGAUCUGGCUAACAUGCUGGCGUUGCUCAACACUGGCGUCAACUUUUUCCUCUACUGUUUCAUCAGCAAGCGUUUCCGGGGCAUGGCGGCCAACGUGCUGCGAGCGCUGGUCCACUGCCGGAAGCAGCCACCACCGUUCUACGCCAGCCACAAUUUCUCCAUCACAAGCAGCCCCUGGAUCUCACCAGCCAACUCCCACUGCAUCAAGAUGUUGGUGUACCAGUAUGACAAAAAUGGGAAGCCCAUCUGUAUUUCCUCUUGAGUCCUCAGCCACCAGCAGCUGCCCCCACCCUCAGUCCUGGGGGAUCAUAUUUGGGCUUUGUCUCCGUGGCAACUAGCUUUGCCCGCAUGGGACUCUUUGAGGUUUUGAAAUGUCAACACGCCCGGAGAGCACAGAGGUGACAGUUUAGCUAGCUCUGAGCGAUAACAAAGUGAUAGGCUAGUAAAGUGGAAAAGCAAACAGCAGAUGCGUGCAGGCCUCUCAUGUUCAAUAAAGUAUUCACAAAGCAGCGACCAGCAUCAAAUAGAUGUUGAUUGUUUCCUCCAUGCAAAAAAAUAAAGCUACUGUAAGUGACUAAUUGCAGCUUGAGUGAGCGACCGAUGAAAAGGAUAUCACCGCCAUCCAUCACGACUUUUAUGGACCACCGUUUGUAACAGCGCUAGAGAAUAAACUGACCAUUAGAUGAAUCCUCGGUGAAGCAUCAAACGCCUUGGUUUCUUUAUGGACGCUCUCUGUUGUACACUGCCGCCAACGCUGAAGAGCUUUGAACAGCUGCAUCUUCGCUCCGUUGGCAGUCAUUUGCUCGAAGCAGAGAUCCAGUCAGAGUCUGGGCACUAAACAUCUCACCUCAAGGGGGGGAUUCACUCAGGCAGAGCCACUGACAACAUGUCCACUGCCCAUAGCUCUGACUGUCUCUCACGCAAUGUAAAACAGCACCGUCAUUUCCACUUUAAUAUGCAGAGGACUCUGAAAGGCAUGUUACAUGGGGCUUUUAUAAAAUGAACAGCCCUAGCUCACCCUGGCAGUGCAGGUCACCUAUAAGUCGGCGCUCGCUAUGGAAGACCAAGUUAUGCCACAUCCAAGCUCACAGGUUGUUGUAGGAUGAGUAGGUGCUCUGCUUGUUUGUCAAAUAUUUAUUAAUGGUAGACUUGACUGUUACUGUAGCCUCACAAAAGUACAAGACAAAAAAUAUGACUAGGGGUCAGUUAUGGCUCCAAGGUGUCAUUAAUCUAGUAAUCACAUUUCCAAUAUUAGGAAGAGGAAAUUUCUGCUAUUAGUAGAUAGUCCUCUAUUAACUAUUAAUGGUCCUUGAUGACUUACUGUUAGCCAUUAUCUGGAUGAAUAUAAUGAAUGUAAAUGAACAUCUCUUCAACCCUUUAGCUUUUUGCGAGACUGAGGAUGAGAGAGAGACAGAGAGGAAAGAAGAAUCUGCUCUGAUCCCGAUGGUUUGUUUCCCCCCGUCCAAGGUUUUCUGUCCCUGGUCUCAGGGCCACAGUGGCACAUUGCAGCUCUACUUGUUCUGCUGCUGCUGGUUGAUAGCAGUUCAGUAAAAUUUUACAACGAAACACAGUCACAUACAUCAACUCUGUCUCAGUGUAGCCCGAGUCCUGCCUAGUAACACACACACACCUUGAGCCUGUAUUGGCCACAGACAGAGCGCACAGAGAUCAGUGCACAUCCAUUCUGCAGACACCUUGGGGCAUUAGACGUAUUCAUCUAUCUAGCGAGAAUGGAGCUGAGCCAAAGGGCAGAUUCCUGCUAAUACCUGCCUGGAGGGAUCAGACACUUCAGGCCUUUUUUUUUUUUUUUAUGGAUAAGGAUUUAAAUCUGAUGAAUGUUAGGUGUGUUUGUCAUACCUGAUAAAGUCAUGCCCUCCAAACUCUCGUUCGACAGUCAAACAUCUGAGGUACUUUAGGGGGUGACUGCCUGUGUGUCAUACUUUUUCUCAUUGUAUUAGCUAUUUAAGCAAAAAUUGGCUGUGGCUGAAAAGCUGGCCAAGGGUUUCACAUUUUGGUCAUUUUUCACAUCAGGUAUAUUCACAUUUAACUUGCCAGCUUCACUGCUGAAUUAUGGGGACAUGGUGACUCGGCAAGAUACGGUUUAACAACAGAGAUGCCAAAAAACUACACAGAGGUUUAUAAUACUCACUCACAGGAUUUUACAACUUUAAAAUUAUCAUGGCAGCAACAAUUUUAUCUUUCAUCACAAGGAUUGCGAGGUGAACAGAAAAAAUAUGGCCUUGACGUUACAAAGUAAUUGACCCUUUUGCAUUUCAGCAAAAGUUGAUCUUGCAUUCAAAUUAAUGAGAGGGCUGCGUUGAUGCCUCAUAUCAGCCAAAGUCUUUUGUUCAAUGUAAUUAGACCCAAAUUUUAUGAAUAUAGACCCAUAUUGUUUUAUUUUUAACCGUCACAUGUCCAACUCAUAUAACUAUAACAUAUAACUGUCUUGAGAUGUCCUGUGAUGUGAACAUUCGCAAGAAGUAAACAUGAAACCCUUUCCCAGUGCUACUUUUCAUCCCAUAUGAUUUGAACAUUGCAAUAGUACAUAUUUUAAAGGUUAUAAAACAAUACAGUUAAACUAGUUAAUUAAGAAAUUCUCUUUCUACAAUUGUAGACUACCGUCCCCUCUCACAAACAGGUGAAGUUGAGACCAAAACCUCCAUUCUUUUCAUGUAGCAAUGGUCUGUAUACAUGUUGUAGACAUUCUCAGCAAUGUAAUUGGUGGGUGACUUAUAUCAAAUAGGAAUUUUGAUCAAAACUACUGAACCCAGGUUGUUAAUGUAAAAAUUGAAACAUGAAAUUUCCUUCAAAUUUCAGUCAGAGCUCAAAAACUGUUUUAUUGCAAGUACUGUAUUUGUACAAUUUCUAGCUGUUGGGUUAUGUGAUAGUCGUUCCAAUUUCUUUUCCAAUCAAACCAGAGUAAACCUAAUUCUGCAACUGCCAAACUUCCCAUUUUUCAGUUCAGUUGUGCGCCCAGGCCAUAACUGGCUCCUCCACUCUCAAUUCCCAUUUCUUUGUUCCUCACAAAUUGAUUUUCAAAACUGCUCAGUGAAGGAGGCAGUGCCAAUUGCCACCUGCUCCUCACCUUCUUCACUAUGGUAACCUCCCACUCAUCCCUCUUUUCCUCCCACUUUAUGUCAAAUCCACUUGCUCAAAGUUAAUUUCACAAGUGUCCUCUUUACUCAUUAACUGAUUACCUCAGAGUCGUUUGUGCUACAUGUGCAUACUGAGCAUAUUGCUCCAUCAUUUCUUAUCAGAAAAUUGAUCCAUGCUCCUGGGGAGCUUGAGCUGAAGCCGGUGGAUGUCGGGCCUUAUUUGAUGGAGAUGAACAGCCAAAGGGUUGAUAACCAGUAAUCACUCAGAAAGUUCCUUGACCCCCCCACCCCCCAAUCCAUCAAAGUCAUACUCAGCAGGACAUUACAUUUCAUUUAAUGUAAAGCCAUUAAAAUAUAUGCUUUAAUACUUAUCAAUAUUAUGUAAUGAUCAAAACUGAUCAUAAAAAAAGUAAGGUCACAAAGAGAAAAAACAAAAGGUUUUGGCUUCAGCCUGAGGUGCUCAUGCCAUAUCCAUGACAUUCAAUUCACGUGUUAACCCCAUCCAGUGUUUCGGCCAUGUUAAUGUGACAUUUGUGUGAAAGCCAGUGCCUCAUUCCCACGGCCUCCAGGGAAUGAGGCAGGCAUGCUGGGAAACCAAAGCAGAGGGAUGAGUCGGGGAGGUGGUGUCACAUGCAGGUGUCCCUUCGUUUCCCACGUGAGGCACUUGGAAGCAGGAGGGGAGGGUGUGUGUGAGGGGGGUUGUUGCCAAGAAAUCUUCCCAUUAUGAGAGAAAAAUGCCUAGGAUCCAUAUUUUCUUCAGUCAGAUAUUAAAAAGAUAACCAAACAUAAAUCAAUCAGAGGGGAAAAUUGUAUUUUCUCUCUCACACAUCCUGCUCUGCUCAGUUUCCUCUCUGUCUCUCUCUACCUGCUUAGCUCCAGUGUGUGUGAGUGAGUGUGUGUGUGUGUGUGUGUGCGUGUGUACAUAAAGCCUGUGUUAGACAGAAAGAAGCUUUAAAAAAGUGUUUGUGCAAUAGGACCUGUAAUGUAUGAAAUCAAAUAUGUAUUUAUACUCAAUCAUGAUGAAUAUAAUUACAUACAGCACAGUAUUAUAAUGAUAUAUCCAUGAAUGUACAACUGACGCUUCUGGCAUUUUCGUUGGUAUUUUUCUGAUUGUGAUUUUCUACACGAUGACCUUUUUUGAGCAGUCUUUUAACUCUCUCCAUGGCAGUGUUUCAAAACUGUGUUUUUUGAUCGUACUGGGGUGAUUAUAGGCUUGCAUAAUUCAGUUAUUUCCCUCCUAAUGAAUGUAUUGACUGUAAAAAGAGUAUGUAUUACUGUGCUGUGAGAAAGUAUGCAGAAAAGUAUUGGCCAAUAUCAAUAUUUUUGAUCAAAGAAAUAAAGAACAGUAAUGUCUAAUGACUGAGAUAGUG